Molecule: messenger RNA, 2198 nt
Organism: Nymphaea colorata (pocket water lily)
Lineage: Eukaryota; Viridiplantae; Streptophyta; Magnoliopsida; Nymphaeales; Nymphaeaceae
Product: probable leucine-rich repeat receptor-like protein kinase At1g35710
Exons: 2
Coding region: 18-2198 (726 amino acids)
Cellular component (GO): plasma membrane
Molecular function (GO): protein binding
Source: RefSeq, a predicted model, not a curated record
ACAGAAACAAUAGCACCAUGAGAAGCGACCGGCUGCUCCUGCUUUUCUUCCUUCUUUGGAGUCUUUGUUCAUUAGGAGACGCACGUGCUCAGUCAUUGCAGGCAGAAGCAAAAGCACUUCUCAAGUGGAGAGACAGUCUCCAAGACGCCCACGUGCUGAAUUCCUCUUGGUCAUUCCUCAAAUCCAGAUAUGGCGCUCCCUGCCAGUGGGACGGGAUACAGUGCAGCAGCGAUAAAACGAGUGUCGUCAAGAUAAGUCUUCAAAAUAAAGGUCUUCGAGGUACACUCAACUAUUUCGACUUCGCUGCCUUCCCUAAUCUUGCACAUUUCGAUCUCAGAGGUAACAAUCUCAAUGGAAGCAUUCCUGAUGGUAUAGGCAACCUCUCCAAACUUACCUUCCUAGAUUUAUCGGUGAACCAGUUUUCUGGCAGCUUACCCGUUACUAUGGCCAAUGUUACUCAAAUUUCUGAGUUCUGGAUAUCAGACAACUUUAUUGAUGGAGAGCUAAUACCGAGCUUUUUCACCAAUUGGAGGAACCUUACUCGUCUUGUGCUUUUUGGCAACAAACUAACCGGCAACAUCCCUCUAGAAAUAGGCCAGUUGGAGAAGCUGACACGCUUGGAUCUAGCUCAUAAUCUUUUCCAAGGACCAAUCCCAUCUUCCAUAGGCAACAUGUCUAGCCUUACAAGUUUAAACCUCUCAGUGAAUAAUCUAUUCGGACGUGUCCCUUCAGAAAUGGGGAAACUUAGCAGCCUGGUCGAGUUAAGCCUUUACUCAAACCAACUCACAGGUUCAAUGCCUAAGGCGCUAGGGAAUUUGUCUGGCUUGUCUCACAUGAUCAUCCUUCAAAAUAAGUUGUCUGGUGAGAUCCCUUCUGAGAUUGGAAAUCUCAUGAAACUCACCGAUUUGGACCUAACCGACAACUCCUUUCUUGGAUCCAUACCACCUGAAAUAGGAAAGCUUAAGAACCUUGUUUCUAUAAAAUUGUCAUUCAACUCCCUCGCAGGACCUCUCCCUACUUCUAUUGGACAAUUAUCUAGUCUAGUGAAUCUAAUCAUCAAUGACAACCAUCUUACUGGAACUAUUCCACAGACGAUAGGAGAGCUCACAAAUCUCGACUUCUUGGACCUUGAUACCAACUCACUUACAGGUUCCAUUCCAGUGCAGAUUGGAAACCUGUCCAGUCUGCAGCAUUUGUUCCUUGGAGUAAAUUUGCUGACUGGGACCAUUCCACAAGAGUUAUGGAAGCUCAGUGCGCUCAUUGAAUUGGAUUUAGCGUCUAACUUUCUUCCAGGUUUGGUCCCUCCUUCAAUAGGUAACCUGUCUAAUCUUUACUUCUUGAACUUGAGCAAUAAUAGCCUCUUCGGCACUCUACCUCCACAAAUGAGUAAUCUGACAAGUCUAGGCCAGUUGUUCCUUUCAGCGAAUAAUCUCUUCGGUUCUUUACCAUCAAUAAUAUGUAAGGGUGGCAUGCCCUUCGUCUUUUCUGCUUCCAACAACCAUUUCACUGGAUCAAUACCAGAAAGCUUGAGGAAUUGUACAAGCUUAUACAAACUCACUUUAAGUGGGAACCAACUUAGUGGUAACAUUUCAGAGGCAUUUGGAUCAUAUCCGAACCUGUUGCGCAUUGACAUAAGCAACAAUCAACUAACAGGAGAGCUCUCGCCGAGCUGGAGUGGAUGUCACAGUCUUCAACGGUUGGAUUUCUCUAAUAACGACAUUAUCGGCAAGAUUCCAGGUUCAAUUUCUCAACUGGCACGAUUGGGGCUAAUAAAUAUUUCUACCAAUUACAUAACAGGAGAGAUUCCAAGAGGAAUAGGGGAACUUUCGUUCUUGCAAUAUAUAGAUAUGAGUAACAAUCAUAUUUCAGGUGGCAUACCAUCAGAGAUUGGAAUGUUAAAAAAUUUGCAGCAUUUGGAUUUGUCAUCAAACAAACUUAGCGGACCAAUACCUGAAGAGCUUGGGAAUUCUACUACGUUGAUUCGAUUGAAGCUGAGUAACAAUACCUUGAACGGAAAAAUUCCUUCUCAGUUGGGGAACUUGGCAGGACUAUCUAUGCUGCUAGAUCUUAGCCGUAACGUGCUAACAGGGACAAUACCAGACCAACUUGGGAAGUUAAUUCAUUUGGAGAUGCUCAAUCUUUCCCAUAACAAGCUCAUUGUCUCCAAGGUCCUCUCCCAAACAACGCUGCCUUCCUGA